UUCACCAACCCUAUUUUCUCUACUUCUCUCCGCCUCUCUCGCAUCUCCAAAUCGAAAUCGCUCUCUGCCUCUCUUCGUCUCCGUCUCCGUCUCCGUCUCCAUCUCUGUCUCCGGUAAGUCACUGAAAGAUGGGGCGUGUUAGAACCAAGACGGUGAAGAAAUCUUCACGUCAAGUCAUUGAGAAGUACUACUCUCGCAUGACUCUUGACUUUCACACUAACAAGAAGAUCCUUGAAGAGGUUGCCAUCAUCCCAUCAAAGAGACUCCGCAACAAGAUUGCUGGAUUCUCCACCCACUUGAUGAAACGUAUCCAGAAGGGACCAGUCCGUGGAAUCUCACUCAAGCUUCAAGAAGAAGAGCGUGAACGCCGUAUGGACUUUGUUCCCGAUGAGUCUGCUAUCAAGACUGAUGAGAUCAAGGUCGACAAAGAGACUCUUGAGAUGCUUGCUUCUCUAGGAAUGUCUGACACAUCCGGCAUCUCUGCAGUCGAGCCACAACAAGCUAUGGCACCAAUCGCUGCUUUCGGCGGCAGGGCACCCAGAAGAUACUAAGAUGGCCUCAGCUAAUCAUCAGCUACGAUUGGCUCUCUUUUUUCUCAGUUAGGGACAAGAAAGACUUGUGUGGUUGUUUAUUGUUUCUUCUGAUUAUGUCUUAAACUCAAUGUGAGACUCUUUCGUAUUAAUGGUUUUUAAGUUAUGUGGAACCAAAAUUGGAGUUCAAACAUUUGAUAGUACCAAUACUUUUUGCUUAUCAGAUCCGAGUUGAUUCAUGGGAGAGUUGUUGUAUCAGCGAAGAUUGUGGAGUUUUAUGAAGGACUGUUAGUGAAACAUUCCACAGGUCGAAACCAUUUUAAAACUUUGAACAAGGUAGAGUUGUUCCACAAUGAAAAUGUGUAUAUUGCCUGCUGCUUCUAUUAACUCUUUAGGUCUAGAGGAAGAUAUUUUUGUGUUCAGUCUUUG
Messenger RNA from Arabidopsis thaliana (thale cress), 959 nucleotides. RefSeq names its product Ribosomal S17 family protein. Gene Ontology annotation, biological process: translation. The transcript is spliced from 2 exons. Gene Ontology annotation, cellular component: ribosome. NCBI's taxonomy places the organism in Eukaryota, Viridiplantae, Streptophyta, Magnoliopsida, Brassicales, Brassicaceae. Bases 129 to 551 code for a protein of 140 amino acids. The record is from RefSeq and is marked reviewed. Gene Ontology annotation, molecular function: mRNA binding; structural constituent of ribosome.